Beauveria bassiana ARSEF 2860 is the source of this 2640-nucleotide messenger RNA. Its product is annotated as subtilase-like protein. The record is from RefSeq and is a predicted model, not a curated record. The coding region runs from base 1 to 2640 and encodes 879 amino acids. NCBI's taxonomy places the organism in Eukaryota, Fungi, Ascomycota, Sordariomycetes, Hypocreales, Cordycipitaceae. The transcript has a single exon.
AUGAAUGGCAGCAGCAGCAGCAGCCGCCACACCCGGUCGACUGGCAAACGCCAAUGUCUAGCAACGGCGCGUCAAUAUGCAGUUGCUGCUGCAGGCUUGUUCGCCUUGCGCGUGCCAAUGGCUCUGCUCGCGCUCGUUCCCAAAGCAGCCAACCGAAAAUUCGCCUUUGCUUUUGUUGCCGUCGCGAUUGUCGCCGCCAAGAUUAUCCACGUCGUUGCUCGCGAAAGAGCGCUCAUGAGAAGAGACUUGGUAGUAUGGAUGCUGUCCUUUUUCUGGCAAGACUUUGUGCUGCUCCUGGCGCUGCGGUUCCUGACGGAGUGGUCGCACAGCAGCAGCUGCUGCCGAAAGAGCCUCUUGUUGCGAAUACUGGCCAGGGCGCUAAACUCGAUUGCCAGUCUGUUUUCAGCUUUGGUUUCGGUUGUCAACAUUACUUUUUUCCUCUACGCGAGAGCAGAGGUUCGCUGGCGUGAUGUUGCUUUUGCGAGCGAUUCGAGCUCUCGGGGUGUCCUCCUCUCCGGUCUCGUCACACUAUUCGCCGUACUGUGUUCGAUUACAGUCAUUGCCGGAUGCCUUCAGAAUCAAAUAUUCAUCAUUGGAGGCGCGGCUAUCGAUGCUAUCAAAUGGCCAUUUCAAUACCUCGCGCGACGAUUGCGAUCCGAAUCCAACUAUAGCUUCUCCCGACUGCCUUCUGAACCCCUCCAACUGCCUUUUGGCAUGGAACAGAAACGAAACGAUGACGUCGAACCCAGUGUUCUCGGACAUGCAGUCGAAAGCCGUUUCUGGCGAUUUGUUUGGAGUUGCUUCAUUGUUCUCCAAGUAAUCUUCCAUCUACUGCGUCCAUACGAGGGCGCUCUGAUCUUCAUGUCCUGGACAACACCGCUCAUUCCCUUUGUCGACUUUAAGGAGUCAGCUUCGAUCUUGCGCGAGAUACACCCCUACAACAACGUCGGUAUAAACCAUGAAUGGGACGACAAAACGGCUCUUGCUGAGCCGAUACAUUUCGACUGGCUACCCCAAGAUACCGUACUCAAAGGAUUCGAGGACUGGUACCAACAAGGUCGACCACAUUACAACGCAAAGGCCGACCCCCUCAAGAUUUCCAACCUCGACCAAGAUUUGCUGCCUGAGCUGAAUAAUAGCCUGGCUGAUGUGUCCAUCAAGCAUAUUGUCCUCAUUGUGCUCGAGAGUACGCGAAAGGACGUGUUUCCCCUGAAAAAGGACGACCUAAUCUGGAGGCGAUUUGAAGAAGCAGCCCCUCACAAGAAGCUUUCGGGCGAGGCCAUUGCUCGCCUCGAGACCCUGACACCGACCGCGAAUUAUCUGACGGGCGAUUACGACGACGGCUUCGAGCACGAAACAACUACUCGCAGAGGAGGAAUCAACUUUAAAGACGCAAGCACAGCUUCGACAUAUACUCGCAAAAGCAUGAUUGGAACCAUGUGCGGAAUCUGGCCACUCGUGGCUGAUUUCAACAAGGAGUACAUUCAUCACAUCUACCAGCCAUGCCUGCCGCAGAUCCUCGAGGCUUUCUCGUACAUGGAUCAAAACGACGCUGCAGAGAGCCCGUGGCGCUCUCAAUACCUCCAGUCGGUGACUUUGAGCUACGACCACGCCGACGCAAGCACUGAGCAAUUCGGCUUCCCGAAAGACAACAUUAUUGGCGCGCGCUAUCUGCGGUCCAAAUCCGCCAAAUUUGGCAAGGUUGACCUCCCGGACAUUAACUACUUUGGCAUGGCCGAGGCUCCGUUGCUGGACUACUUUCGCGAUGCUUUUGUCUCUGCGAAACAAAGUAAUGAACGUGUAUUCUUGACGCAUCUCACCAGCACGACCCACCACCCAUACGCCAUUCCCGCAGAAGAUGCGUAUGUUCCACUUGCCAAUGGCCGAUGGGAUGAUCUGUCGCAUUACAUUAAUGCGAUUGGAUACGAUGACCGGUGGCUUGGAAAGAUAUUGGGCGUUCUAGACGAUGAAGGCGUUGCCAACGAGACUCUUGUCGUUGUCACGGGAGAUCACGGCAUCUCUCUGCCGGAGAAUAACAAGCCCGCUUCGUACCAUAAUCCCAAUGUCGGUUGCAAUCAUGUACCCGUGGUCAUGUCUCACCCGGGUCUUCCUCCGAUUGACAUUGAUGACUCUGUGAGCACCAUGGAGAUUUUGCCCACCAUUCUAGAUUUGCUCCGCGAAACGGGUUCCUUGUCUGAAGCUGCGAGCAAGGCUGCUGGUGACCUCUUGGCAAACUACGAGGGCCAGUCCCUCAUUCGCAAACUCAGAGACUCUACUUACAGAGUCGAGGACGCUACUGGGGUCGUUGAUGAGCAAGAACUGCGCAACUGGCAAUUUGUGGUCAUGAACCCCGGGCGCGCCAUGCUGGGCGUUCGCGACAGACGCCGCAAGAAUUGGCGGCUAGUCGUUCCGGUCAUUCAUGACGUGGAGUGGCAGUUUACAGACCUCGAGGCAGAUCCCACCGACACGGAUUCGGUGCAGGCUUUUGAGUUUCGCGCGUUUCUGGAUAAGAUUCAGCGUCGCUACAGUAAAGAAGAAGCACGGUGGGCCGAGGAGGCCGCUUUCAUUGCACGAUGGUGGGUGGAGGAAAAUAACAAGAGAUAUGAGUAUGGACCUUAUGCUGCUACACCUACGACUUGA